UAAGAGAAGUCCGAGGCGGCUUCCUCCUCCCUGCCCAGAGGGGGCGGCGGUCAGAGGCGGGCAGCACCCCAGUUCCCCGAACCCCCACGUCGGCACUCGUGGCUGCUGGGAGCCCGGGCUGGCUGGCGCCGGGGUCCUUCAGAGGCGGCCUCCCCUGGGACCAGGUCUCUGGCCCCUCCCAAGGACCAUGCGGCAGCCCCGCUGACCCAGGAGUAGGGGCCUGAAGGCAGGGCACCUGGAAUGGGCUGUGUGUUCUGCAAGAAGUUGGAGCCAGGGCCCAAGGAGGAUGCUGGCCUGGAAGGGGACUUGAGGGGCUACGGGGCUGCGGAUCGCUAUGGCCCUGACCCUACUCAGGGCCGGCCUUCGUCCUCCUUUGCCCAUAUCCCCAACUACAACAACUUCUCCCCUCAGCCCGCCAGCUCUGCCUUCCUUGAUGCGGGCACCAUCAGGGGCAUCUCAGGCACUGGGGUGACCCUGUUCAUCGCCCUGUAUGACUAUGAGGCCCGGACAGAGGAUGACCUUACCUUCACCAAGGGCGAGAAGUUCCACAUCCUGAAUAACACUGAGGGUGACUGGUGGGAGGCUCGGUCCCUCAGCUCUGGACAAACUGGCUACAUUCCCAGCAACUAUGUGGCCCCUGUGGACUCCAUCCAGGCUGAAGAGUGGUACUUUGGAAAGAUCGGGAGGAAGGAUGCGGAGAGGCAGCUGCUCUCCCCCGGCAAUCCUCGGGGUGCCUUUCUCAUUCGAGAGAGCGAGACCACCAAAGGUGCCUACUCCCUGUCCAUCCGAGAUUGGGAUGAGGCCAGAGGCGAUCACGUGAAGCAUUACAAGAUCCGAAAGCUGGACACAGGUGGCUACUACAUCACCACUCGGACCCAGUUCGACUCGGUGCAGGAGCUGGUACAGCACUACACUGAGGUAAACGAUGGACUGUGCCACCUGCUGACGGCGGCCUGCACCACCAUGAGGCCGCAGACCCUGGGCCUGGCCAAGGACGCCUGGGAGAUCAGCCGUAGCUCCAUCGCGCUCGAGCGCCGGCUGGGCACUGGCUGCUUCGGCGACGUGUGGCUGGGCACGUGGAAUGGCAGCACGAAGGUGGCAGUGAAGACGCUGAAGCCAGGUACCAUGUCCCCAAAGGCCUUCCUGGCGGAGGCGCAGGUCAUGAAGCUGCUGCGGCAUGACAAGCUGGUGCAGCUGUACGCGGUGGUGUCGGAGGAGCCCAUCUACAUCGUGACGGAGUUCAUGUGCCACGGUAGCUUGCUGGAAUUCCUUAAGGACCGGAAGGGUCAGGAUUUGAAGCUGCCCCAGCUGGUGGACAUGGCAGCCCAGGUAGCUGCGGGCAUGGCCUACAUGGAGCGCAUGAACUAUAUCCAUCGUGACCUGAGGGCAGCCAACAUCCUCGUAGGGGAGCGGCUGGUGUGCAAGAUUGCUGACUUUGGGCUGGCCCGCCUCAUCGAGGAUGAUGAGUACAACCCCCGGCAAGGGGCCAAGUUCCCCAUCAAGUGGACAGCCCCGGAGGCUGCCCUCUUUGGCAGAUUCACCAUCAAGUCAGAUGUGUGGUCCUUUGGGAUCCUGCUCACUGAACUCAUCAGCAAGGGCCGGGUCCCCUACCCAGGCAUGAAUAACCGAGAAGUGUUGGAACAGGUGGAGCACGGAUACCACAUGCCGUGCCCCCCCGGUUGCCCAGCGUCCCUAUACGAGGCCAUGGAGCAAACCUGGCGUCUGGACCCGGAAGAGAGGCCUACGUUCGAGUACCUGCAGUCCUUCCUGGAGGACUACUUCACCUCCACAGAACCCCAGUACCAGCCUGGGGAUCAGACAUAGCCUCUCUGGAGGUGCCCGCCAGCCCCUUCCAAUCUACAGGGCGCUGGUCCCAAGGCCCCUGGCUUAGAAGCCUGGAGAGUCCUAGCAUGUCAGCGCAAGCAAAUUGUUCUGACACCAUCUAGGGCAACUCACUCGUUUUAAAGAUGGGGCAAAUCGAGGCUCAGAGAUCAUCCUUCACCUACUCUGGCCUCAAGCACUAUUUCCCCCCUUCCCACUUAGGCUCUUGCGUGCCUUUAGCCUUCCUGUCCCCCUCUCCAAAAAAAGAUAUGUUCAGACCAUGUCUAGUUAUUUAUAAAACUGUAUAUCCUUUUCUUCACUUGUCUCCUAUCCCUGCUUUCCUACCCUGUCAUCCCACCCUGAGCCAGGCCCCCAGAAUUCACCUCCUACUCAGUUCUCUUGUGUCUGUAAGUUACAGAGACAGGGAAAGUCUCUGCUGGAUACCUUUCCUGUUGGGUGGACGCUGUAGUCUAGGGCUGGGGUCCAAGUCCAGAGCUAGGGAGAGGGUUCCUGACGGCUCCCAACCUCUCAGAUCAUGUGUGUGUUUGUUGAUUUCAUGAAUAAGAAAAUGAAAAUAUGAAUCCUUGAGCCAUGAGAAUCCCUUCCUUGGAGGGGUGGUGGUCAGUGGGAGGGGGGGUGCUGCUUUGGCUGCUGGGAUGCAGGGGAGGUGAGAAAGCACCCCAAGGCUACUAAGCACAGGGCACCCAAGGUGUGUUUUAGGACACCCAAGAGUCCUGAUGCUUGUGUCCAUGUGAGUUUAAGGACAAGCUGAGAGAUGGAUACAGAAUACAGGCAACUGGAGAUCAGAAUGUCCCCUACAUGCCUGAUGUGGCUUUCAGUCUGUGUGCAGUGGGUUUGCUGGUUCUUUAGUUGACUUUAGCAGAUUUACUGUUCACCACAGGCUCCACAGCAGAACCUUAGGCCUCCCUGGACAGGGGCAGGGGUGAGAGCACAGUGGGCUGGCUGCAGCUCCCCAGAACAGAAGAGAGGGGAGGGGAGAGGGUGAGUCCAGCUCGUUGGGUUUCACUUGGGGCAACUCUGCCCCCUAGGGGGCUUUUGAAGAGGUUUGGAGACAAGUUUUGUUUGUCGCAAGGACUUGGGGCUCCUACUGGUGUGUAGCGGGCAGGGACUAGGGGUUCUAAACAGCCUGCCAUGCGUCUGUGCAAUGAAGAGUUGGCCCACCCCCUGGAUCCCCCUUGAGAGACUCUGGCAGCUGAUGUGGCUCCUUGUGGAAACAAGAGGAACAGGGAAUAAGGAUUCCCACCUCUCCUGUCAGGAAAGUGUUGACACUGACCUACUCUGGGAAUGGACGGGGAAAGAUUCUGGGAGCUGGGAGUCACUGCUGAAACUGGCAAACAAUUACUAGGUAUUAAGUCUGCGGACGGCCAUUUGCUGUGCAGAACCAAGGAACACAAACAAUAAGAAGACCGUCCGUACCCGUCCUGAAGGAGUUCACGGUCAGGCUGGGAGAAAUAAUAGCAAUAAUAAUAACGCAUUAAGUUUCUGCUGAAUACCGGAUGUGUUUACAUCCAUCUUUUCACUUGAUGCAGUCCUGAAUCUGGUUCUAUGAUCAGCCCCCAGGUACAGAGGAGGACACUGAGGCUCAGCGGUUACAUGACAUACGUCAUGUAACCCCUCAUGUAUGUGAUGUAACACAGAAGUAUGGGACUGAGCUGGGAUUUGAACCCAGGUCUCACACCAAGGCCCGUGAUUUUUCUACCAGACCUCACUGCCUCUGUGCUUAGGGAAGAGAUCAUAUCUGCCCCAGCUGGAUGUUUCGAGGAUCCUCCUCCCUCUAGACAUUGGGAGAAAGAUUCUUUGGAACCCCCCCCCACACACACGCACACACACCAAGUUGAGUGACCUAAAGAAAAGGGGACAAGGUGGCCAAUGCAGAUUGAGAGCUCCCUGUCCUCAGCCCUGAACUGGGAAUUGCUGAAUGGGAGCAAUAAGAUGGAGAGAGGCCAAGUGGCUGCUUGGAGAGGUGGUCACAGGGGUAGGAGACUUAGCUCUACACGCUCAAACUCCCAGGGUCCUGGGCUUCCCAAGGGCCACAGUCUCUAGCCAACCAAACUCACAAGAACCUGAUGUAUAAGCCAGAGGCCCAGUGUUUCCACCAGGCAUGGAGUAAGCAGAUAAGAGCUCAGCUCUGGAGCUGUUAGUGCCUGGUGUAACUCUUGCCUCCACCAAUCACUAGCCCUGUGAGUCUGUGCAAGUUAUUGAUUGAUCUCUCUAAGCCUCAAUUUCCUCAUCUGUGAAAUGGCAAUAAAAUGUUCAAUACAUGUUA
Equus quagga is the source of this 4108-nucleotide messenger RNA. RefSeq names its product FGR proto-oncogene, Src family tyrosine kinase (gene FGR). Gene Ontology annotation, cellular component: extrinsic component of cytoplasmic side of plasma membrane. The record is from RefSeq and is a predicted model, not a curated record. NCBI's taxonomy places the organism in Eukaryota, Metazoa, Chordata, Mammalia, Perissodactyla, Equidae. Gene Ontology annotation, biological process: innate immune response; protein phosphorylation; cell surface receptor protein tyrosine kinase signaling pathway. Bases 241 to 1824 code for a protein of 527 amino acids. Gene Ontology annotation, molecular function: non-membrane spanning protein tyrosine kinase activity; ATP binding; signaling receptor binding. The transcript has 13 exons.